UAUUUAUACCCUAGUUUCCCUGUAAUAUGUAUAUAUGUAUAAAAGCAGCAAGGGUAGACUAAGAUGGCUCUGGGUUUGAUAUGAGUUGGAAUGUCAGAGUCCUGUCCUGCUUUGAAGCACAGCCUUCCCCUCAUUCCGGUGCAACUCCUUUCAAAAAUGAUGUUUCCAUUGCAUGCCUACCUGGUACUCACCUAGCGAACAAGGGAAAAAAAAAGGUUCGCCGAAGGAAAUCUUCUCAGAUGCCUGCAAGCAGGGUUAGAUCAUUAAGAGCGAAGGGUGUCCAGGCCCUUCAGGACCUGAAAUAUCGCGUACUUUCCUAGAAAUCACAGGACAACUGCUACCGUCUUCCAAGCAUUCUUUGAGCCAGGAAUACAAUGGAAGUUCCACCAGUCCGCAAACAAAUUCACAAUCCUCAAAUGAGGUGAAUCCACGGAGCCGGUGAGAUGCAGCCGGUGACAUCCUCUCGACCGAUACGUCUCGAGAGACAUAAGUUGGCGUUUCAUCUGAAUGAAUAUGCCAUUCUCCCUGCGAUAUCAAGGUUCAAAUUUGAGUCUGCAAGUCAUCAGGGACCCUGUUAGCAGGGGACCCCUUGCCAACGUUAAUUCAACAGGUACAGGUUCAGAGCAUUCAUGGCUUCGAUCUCGAUCGCACGAAAAUCCUAUGACCGAUUAUCGUCGAAGCGGUGACGUUUUAAUAAAUUGAUGUAGGUUGAGCAAUCAUCAAAUCAGAUGGGACUCAAAAGUCAUUGUCGUCCCUGUGCACUUCUAUCUCAGGUCGAUGUAUUAUUGUGAGAUUGGCUUUCUGGUAGAGUCAAAGAAGCCACAGCGUUGACGUGUGACUGCCCAGUUAAUCCGCAAGGGCGAACACCAUCAACUUCUCGGCAGGCCACCAUGAGCAAUAGCGAUAUUUCGGUAUAUUUUCUCCCAGAGAAAAGGGCAUAAGUGAUUACCUUCAGUUCCGAUCCUUAGGAUUCUGAGGAUUUUCUAUCCUCACGGACCAGGAGCAAGAUGGCCCAUCCCUGUCUCGGGGAACGCGGCCCGCGGGUAGGAGCGGAGACUUCCACGCACUUCGUGCCAUCGGACAAGGUGCAUUAAAAUCGGAUAGCUUCCGUUCUCCAUACGUUGGCCAGGUCAUUGUCGACACCAGAAUAUAUUGUCCGAAGCUGUCUUGUUGACGGAUGUGGAACGAAACUCCAGGAGAAACUCCACAAAAGC
Coccidioides immitis RS is the source of this 1214-nucleotide messenger RNA. RefSeq lists its product as uncharacterized. The record is from RefSeq and is a predicted model, not a curated record. The transcript has a single exon. Lineage: Eukaryota; Fungi; Ascomycota; Eurotiomycetes; Onygenales; Onygenaceae. The coding region runs from base 81 to 320 and encodes 79 amino acids.